Messenger RNA from Seriola dumerili (greater amberjack), 2419 nucleotides. It is a transcript of the gene znf750, whose product is annotated as zinc finger protein 750. Bases 44 to 2026 code for a protein of 660 amino acids. The transcript is spliced from 2 exons. Gene Ontology annotation, cellular component: nucleus. The record is from RefSeq and is a predicted model, not a curated record. Gene Ontology annotation, biological process: epidermis development; positive regulation of transcription by RNA polymerase II. Gene Ontology annotation, molecular function: promoter-specific chromatin binding; RNA polymerase II cis-regulatory region sequence-specific DNA binding; DNA-binding transcription activator activity, RNA polymerase II-specific. Lineage: Eukaryota; Metazoa; Chordata; Actinopteri; Carangiformes; Carangidae.
UAUCAGCCUCAUUACUCAGUGAGAAUCUGGCACAAAAACUGCAAUGAUUCAUAAGUUGCUCUUAUAUGCUUUAGUGUCACAUUCCCCAAUAGCUUCAGUAUAUACACAGACAGAGGAAGUUAAAAAAUUUAAAUCUAAACCACCAAUUCUUCAACUGCAAUGUGCUGUAUUUUUCUUUCAGGAAACGUGCCUAAGAAUCAAGAUGCAGACUGCUCAGGAACGUAAGCCAAAAAGACCCCACUACAUUCCCCGUCCGCCAGGCAAGCCCUUCAAGUACCAGUGUUUCCAGUGUCCUUUCACCUGCAAUGAGAAGUCCCACCUCUUCAACCACAUGAAAUACAACUUGUGUAAAAACUCAAUCUCCCUGAUGUCACAGAAAACCGGGCAAACAGCUCGACAGGUCAAGGCUGUAGCAAAGGGAGUCCCUGUCAAAUCUAAGGACUGUCCAAGCCCCCAGCAAGCAGCUCAGAACAGCAGUCCUGAGAAACAGGGAGUUGAAGAGAACAAAGAUGAGAGCAGAGAAGACACAGAACAUGUAGAUGUUGGGUGUGAGAGUCCAGUCAACAAGGACAGCCAGAAUGUGACAGAACCAAAUACAGUUACAGAGACAGAGAACAAGGAGAGCAAUGAGGCCAAGUCUCUGCCGCGCCCAUCUGCCUUCUCCCCUGUCACACCCAACCGUGACGGAGCAGAUGCCUUCAAGUCAUCUGUGCAGCAGUCGGAGGACUCACAAACUCCUGCUCCUACUUUCAACCAACCAGGCUUCCCAUGGGGCACAAUGUCAUCUUCCAUUCCCUUAAAACCAUUACCCCCUGCCAUGGUUCCUGAAUACUCUACUUAUCUCCUGCCUGACCGGCCCCUCUAUCCAUCAUACUACCUCCCAGGAAAUCCCCAUGCGAAUGAGCCAAACUCUCCUUCUUUCCGGCCAGAGUUUCUGGAUCCCCAGAGGCCUGUGGUGCCGCAACCCAUUGCAGCACCUCACACUUCCCUCUUUCCUCCAUACACAUACAGAUACUGCCACCCUCUUCACCCGCCCCACCCUUUGCAUUAUGCCCUGUACAGGCCACAUGAGCUCUCCAUGCCAAUUCCAGGACCCAGAUAUAUUCCUUUGGAUUUGUACGGCCAGACCCUUGGGCCAAAGGAUUAUGACUUAUACACAUAUUCACGCCUCAGACCCAACAGCCUCAACACAUCUACACAAGAGCAGAGCAACCAUGGGCAGAGUGGAGAUAAAGCAACCAGGCUAAGCCCUAAAGCGGGUUGUUCAGCCUUGGGGUCCCCUGACAGACCCAGCCAUGCACACACCAUACAGAGAGACACCGAGGUCCUGCACUACACCAGCACAAAUGAAUCACAAACAACUCCCGAACAAGGACACGCAGAUAGCGCCGUGCAACCCAUCAAACAUGACUCAAGACAAGAAAAGUGUGCUGAAAGCUUGCUGCAGUUAAGAACUCUGCAUGUGGAUGGAGGGUCAGCUGAGAGCAGCAGAUAUUCCUCCAUGUCUGUCUCUGAGCCAUGUCCUGAAAUGUCAGAAGAAGAGGAUGAGGACAGCAGAGAAGAUCUGGCUCCCCUAAACCUCUCAACAAGAAAGCGGGAUAAAGAAAAAAGCCCAUCUGACCACGGACUGAGGUGCUUAGACAAUGAGACAUUAAAAGGGGAUGAGUUGCCUCUGAACCUCAGCCUUCGAGCUUCUCACAGCAGCCCUGAGGAUCUCCAGCAGAGGCCCGAUGCUGAGCUACAUGAAGAACCAUGUGACCAGAGGCAGACUGCAGCACUGGCACUCUGUCAACUUGCCACUGCAAGCUCUGCUGCCUCCGCAUGUGACUUCAGCACUGCAGACGGGCCCUCAAAGGAUUCCACAGAUGCUACAAGUCCUAACUUUCCAGGGAAGACCAAGCACACACCCAAAACUAAGGCAACUGGCAUGAAAAGAGCAAACAGUGGCCAGGCUGAAAACAACUGCCAUAAACCACACAAGAGAGGAAAAGCACCAGGACGGGUUCUGAGACGGAGGCCUCGUUGAUGCUAACAAAUACACUCUGACUGUUAUAAUAUUUAGUAAUAAGGACAUAACAUCUCCAACAUUUACGACUGCAAGCCUCAAUGGGAAAGGAUCAACUUAUUGAAAAAUAAUGUUAAAAUGUUAAUUAAGCACUGAAAGAUUUGAUAAUGCUUGCAGGAGCAAAUGUAACAUGUAAAAAUCUGCCACGAGGUCAAUUGUUAAAAAAAAAAAAUGCAAAGACUUCACACAAGUAUGUAAAUAUUAUUUUACUUUUUCUCACACUUGAUUGGAAAAGGUGAAAAGCAAUAAGUAUUCUUAAUAUUUAAAUCUGGACAUAUUUUGUAAUAUAGAAAGUUGACAAUGGAUUGACUCUGUAAAUGUAAAAAAUUUGAAUAAAGAAGAAACAAAAACUGA